UGACAUGAUGACUCCCCCUCACGUGAUAGACAAUAACGAAUCCGCUUGCGAUAUACAUUUUGCGGUCUCCAUUUUGACGUGGCGAGGAUUGACCUCGAAGUGAUUAAGACCCCUAACUACAGUCAUGGGAAAUAUAUUUACUUCACUUUUAAAGGGCUUGUUUGGAAAGAAGGAGAUGCGGAUUUUGAUGGUAGGACUUGAUGCUGCGGGAAAAACAACAAUUCUGUAUAAACUCAAGUUAGGAGAAAUUGUAACUACUAUUCCUACCAUAGGUUUCAAUGUGGAAACAGUGGAAUAUAAAAACAUCAGUUUUACAGUGUGGGAUGUUGGGGGUCAGGAUAAAAUCAGGCCACUGUGGCGUCAUUACUUCCAGAAUACUCAAGGGCUUAUAUUUGUAGUGGAUAGUAACGACAGAGAAAGAAUAAGUGAAGCAAGAGAAGAACUCAUGCGCAUGCUAGGAGAAGAUGAGUUAAGGGAUGCUGUCCUAUUGAUCUUUGCAAACAAACAGGACUUGCCCAAUGCUAUGAAUGCAGCAGAAAUAACGGAUAAACUUGGACUUCAUUCAUUAAGAAAUAGGAAUUGGUACAUCCAAGCCACAUGUGCAACCAGUGGGGAUGGUCUCUAUGAAGGCCUGGACUGGCUAUCAGGCCAGUUGCGAAAUCAGAAAUGAUGGAUCUAAAUUGUUAUUCUAAUCUAGUUACACAUUUUAUUUUAUUUUUUCAACUGUUUGACAUUGUCAUCAGGAUAUUCUACUAUAGUAUUAUUUGAUUCAUCCAUAUUAGAAAUAAUUUAAACAAAUCUGCUCCAGCCAGAUAACAGCCACAUUUUUUAACUUUUUCUUGAAGUAACAUAAGUUUAAUGGUCAGUUCUAUCACCAUUUACCCUUUUAGUUGACUUUGUGAUGUUUUGAUAAGAAAAAUGUGAAAUUAUAUUUUAUAAAGUAUGUUCCUGUACUAUAAAAAAUUUUGUAUUUUCUUCUAUAGUUUCAUUCAUUAUAUUUAGCUCUUGUUUUCUUUUUUACUGCUUUAACUGAGUUCAAAAAUAUCUAAACUUUUAUGUUCCAGGAACAAAACUGUACAGAAUCUUGAGGAGGCCUAGUAUUAAACAUUAAUUAUGUAAAUACUAAAUACCAGUACUUGUUUUUUUAUUUUUCACCCCUUUUCAUUUACGAGAAAUUAUCUCAUUGCCAAGAGCCCGUAAUAUAAACGUAUGGAACAUGUUUGGUAAAGAACCUCCCAGUGAAGGAUGCCAAGGAAACUAAAAGUUUGAUUGAGGUGUUGUUAUUCCACCAAGUCAAAAUGUGGGGCAGUGUAACACUAAUCUGUACUUGAAAACUUGUGUUUCUGAUAAAUAAAGCGUUUGUCCUUGUGUA
Molecule: messenger RNA, 1372 nt
Organism: Limulus polyphemus (Atlantic horseshoe crab)
Lineage: Eukaryota; Metazoa; Arthropoda; Merostomata; Xiphosura; Limulidae
Product: ADP-ribosylation factor 1-like
Exons: 5
Coding region: 125-670 (181 amino acids)
Biological process (GO): vesicle-mediated transport; intracellular protein transport
Cellular component (GO): plasma membrane; cytoplasm
Molecular function (GO): GTPase activity; GTP binding
Source: RefSeq, a predicted model, not a curated record